CCCCCAUCGUCCCAACACCUUGGGGAUAACGCAGCGCGCUCGGACGGACGGCCGGGCAGCAGCGGCGCUGGAACGAGCCGCACGCCUCGGCGCGGGAACGCCGCGGAGCAUCCGUCUGGAAGACGCGCGUCGCGACGCGCGACGUCGUGACGCUCGGGGCAGCCCUAAGCCGCCAUGGCCGACGCCCCUCCGGAGCUCACGGAGGCCCAGCAGGCCAAGCUCGCCGCCAAGCAAUUUAAACAAGAUUCCCGCAAGCUCGCCAAGGCCCUCAAGGGCAAGAAGCCCGAGCCAAAAAUUGAGGCGAUCGACCGCUGCCGCGAGGACGCCGCGUUUUUGGCAAAGGGUGAGUGUUUAGUUCCAUUAUUACAGCAGUGCGUCUUCAAGAAGACGAAGAAGGGCGACAAUGCCGAUGUGGUCCAGGCGGCGCUGUCCUGCGCGCGGGCCUUCCUCGAGGCCGCGCCUGAGUCGCAGCCUGACGAAGAGGAGGGCGCCGCGACGCCGGAACCGCCGCGCGCAACCUUGCUCUUCGAGGCCGCCGAGAAGAAGAAGAACAAGCUGUCGGGAGGGAAGUUGUUUGCUGAUCUACUGGCGCACGAGAACGGAGGCAUCGUGGUGGACGCCGCAGCAUGCUUAAGGACAGUCCUCAAAGCAAGUGUUGCGGGCGAGGAGCACCCAUACCUAGAACUCGCGGCGUCGGGCGACCCCGUGGGGGCCCUCGUGCACAUGAUCCUGCAAGGCACGCCUUCAGAAAUAUGGCCCGAGGAAGAUAAUGGUGUAGAGGCGGCGCUCGAGGCCCUCGCGCUACUCAUCGAGUUCGUGCCCGACGCCUCGGACCGGCUGGUCGCGUCGGGUGGCGGCGCCGCGUUAACAACCGUCGCAUGCAACGAGAUUGUGCCCGAGGAAUUAGCCGAGAGCGCUCUACGGUUGCUGGACGCGGCAACUUCAGCAAGUGGAGGCGCCUCUACAUUAUUAGAGGCGCCGGGCGCCUCCGUCCAAAUCCUCUCAUCAUCAACAAGUGGCGCCGCGUCGCGAUUAAGUAUAGUGGAGCGGCUCCUCGAGGCGCAAGCUUUACGUAGCGACGACGACGAGGAAAUUAUAGAAACGGACGAGGCGGCCGCGCCGGCACCGGCCUACGCGUUCGACGGGCCGGGCGUCGCGACGGUCCUGGCGACGGCUUUUGAGUCAGCGGAAAGCGACGCCGUCGCCGUCGCCGCGCGCUGCCUCGGGCGGGCGGUCGUCGCCUUUGGUGAAGACGCGAGGACGCCGCUCCUGCAGACGUCGUGCGGUCGCCUGCUCACGGCACUUACAAGUGCACCAGCGGGCUCCGAACCACGCCGCUGCUGCGAGAAGGCCCUCCACCUUUUGGUAAGGAGCGGCCCCUUUUCUCUGGCAACGAGUGAUAUAGAUGCGGCCCAGUUGGCCCAGGCUCUAUCAGGUGACGCCGACGCUAAGACACGGACCAUAAACCUCGUCGCCGAGGUCAUCAAAACAUCCGCGGACGACGUCCCCGCCGUCACCGACGCGUGCCUCGCUUCAUUAGUCGGCACCGUCCAGACGUGGGCCGACUCAAAGGACGAGGACCCGCAACUGUCGCCGCGCGGCGUCGAGGAGCCCGACGCCCCAAUUGCCAAAGGCGUCGUUCUGAAAGAGGCCGACGCGGCCCAGGCAUCGUUAACUUUACUAAGAGCGCUCGGAUCAAGUUCUCCGGAUAUUCUCAGUAGAAUCGCCGGCGACGCGCGAGAAGCUUUGGAUGCGGCGCUGAGCCGAGGGCCGCGGACGGUGGAUGAAUUCAAGCGGUUUGAUGAGGCGCCCGUCGACGAUACGGCGGCGCCGGCGCCGGCCGCGGAAGCUCCGGUGGAGGAUGGAGUGAAGGAGGCCGUCGUCCUCGUGCGGGACCCGCUGCAAACGGCCUGGGACGACGCCGCGUAUGCUGGCAAUGAUAUUGCCGUGCGUUCUACAGUCAUGGCCCUGCUCGCGCAGAUCGCGCGGAGCUGCGCGCCGGCGCCGGUCGAAGAAAAUGACGACGAGGAGGCGGCCCCCGAACAACCGGGCGAGGUGUCUUCAUUGACGGCCUGCGCCAUGCUCCUCGACAUAUUAUGUGUCGACCUCGUCCAGAAGGACGGCGCGCCCUACUGGGGCGCGGCCGCGGCAGACGAAGACGAAUUAGUGCGCGAGGACGUCCGCGCGGAGGCGUUGGAUCUCUUGGCGGCCGUCGGCGCGGAUGAAAACGGCCGGAAGUUGUUGCUGGAAGCGUCGCGGAGCUGGGUGCCCUCUGGUAUGACUCAGAUUGAGGAAGAAGAGGCCCCCGCCGCCGAAGACGAGGAAGUCAUAGAAGAACAGUUCGCACCCCCGGAAAACUUAGCAGACCAACGGUGGUGGCCCUACGUCCACGUGCUCGCCGCACCAGUCUGCGUCGCUGCUGAUCCUACAGCGACAGCCGCACAACACACCGCUUCGGUGGAAUUAAUCCGAGCGUUAUGCUCCGACGAUGCAAGACCGAAGGACGACCAAUCUUUGGUGUGUGACCGCUUCGCGGCGACGGCCUGCGCCAUGGGCGUCUUGGUACCGCUCUGCGCGCUCGCGUCCGAACAAACGGCGAUCUGCGUGGCUCGGUUCUGCGUCGCUGACGAGGAUUUUGAUCCAAGUGCGGACUUUGCCGCGACGGCGCGAGCGGCGUCGAAGGCCGUGGCGGACUUGGCUGGAAGGGCCUAUGAGCGGGAGAAAAGAAUAGCGACGUAUGCGGCGGACGCCUACGAAGCCCAAUUCGCUGUUUCCAUGGUCGAGGGAGCGGAGGCCUUCGAGGCCCAGCUUCUAGCCUUCGAGGAGGAGCAGGCCGAAGCUCGCGCCGCGUACGAAGCUCGGGUUGAGGAGGCGCGGGCCGCGGCCGAAGCGGCGGCGGCUGACGAGGACUGCAUGGAGGCCGAGGCGCCGAUCCCGGCCGUCGAGCCGUUGGCGUGUGCGCCGGCGCCGGCGUUUGAUGACCGAGCGGCGCGUCGCGCAGCCACGGAGGCCGCGGAAGCAGCGAGGAAUAGAGUCGUCGACGCGCGAGGCGGUCCUACCAACAAGCAAUGGGCUACCUAUUGUCUGGAUGCGCGGGCGCCGGAUCUGAGGCGAAGGAUCCAGGACUCGACCGCAUUACUGGCGGCCUGUGCGGGCUCUGGCGAGGCGCGAACUUGUUCUGCAUUGCUCGCGAGAUGUGGCGGCGACGCCUCCGUCCCGGACAACACGGGAAGGACGCCGUCCAUGGCGGCUCUGCUGCGAGGUUCCACAGAAACGAUACAUUCCUUGCUCGAGGCGGGCUGCGACGCCGACGUGCGUAGCGAGGACGGCACGAAUGUAUUACUUUGUGCGUUUGUGGCUCCGAACGGCGACGCUCUCGACACUGCGAUCAACGAAGCCAAAGCCCAGUGGGAAUUGACAGGUAGCUGCCCCUCCACAGUCCUGAAGGGCUCGGGAUCGUAUGUGGAGGCUGUUUUACAGAAGGGAGCGGAUCCCGAUGUGCCUGACGGAAGGGGCAAGUUUCCGCUUCACUGGUGCGUCGAGGGCUGUGCUAUUGAUUAUGAGGUCGACGGGCUGUUUCCUUGUAGUUUUACGCUGGACGAAGCCGUUUCCGUGGAGAUGCUCUCGACGUUGUUGGCGCAUGGGGCGUCUCCGGAUGUUGCUGACUUAUCAGGUUGCACGGCCUUGCAUUCUGCUUGUAGACGUUCGAAUGGCGAGGCGGCCCGGCUACUCUUGCAAAAUGGAGCGCAGAUGAACUUGAGUGAUGGCGUGGGGCGGUUGCCCGUUCAUUUGGCCUGUGCUGCGGCGACGGAUUACGAGCUUGUUGCUGAACUGCUAGAGAGUGGUCAGAAGAAGCCGCGCGGCACGGCGACGCACGAUGGGUCAAGGGCGGGCCUGUCGAAGAGCGCCAAGACGCGGCGCAAUGUCAUUGCUGCCAUGGACCGGGCUCUGCAAGCGGCACUCGCUCCUGACGUCGUGGUCGACGUCCUGCCCUCGCCUGCCGAACUCGCAUCGGCGAGCGACUCUAACGGAUAUACGAUGCUCCACUACGCAUCACAAGCUCCCAUUGUUCAAGAGGAGGACGUGUGGUCCACGACAGAGCCGGUCUCCGCAGAAGAGAGAGGCGCGUUCCUCGCACAGUUGGCAGCGAGAGACGACGUAGUAGACCUGCACGCGGCCGACUCAUCAGGACGCGACGCGGUCUGCCUCGCCAUCGAGCAGCUCGGAGAUCACUCAUUGCAAUUUGUGGAGACCGCGGUAAGCAAGGGCUACGACGUCGAACGGGAGCUCGAGUUGCCCGACGAAGAUUUGGACCUCCCGUAUCGACCGGCUUGGGAGACUCCAUCUGACCCGCCGCCGGGCUUCGCUGGCGACGCCGACGCGGAUCUUUUUGACGACUUGGACGAGCCCGAGGACGUUUCUCCAGAACCAUCAGAAGACGAACCAGGUGAGGCGACGCUCGACGCGCUGGAGACCUACCUGAAGGCGAUCUUCGACCGCGUCGACAGCGAUCAGAGCGGCGCCAUCUCGGCGCAGGAGGCGCUGGCAGCCUUAAGGGACGACGACGACUUCGCCGAGGUCCUCGGCGUCGACGGCCGCAGCAAGGACGACGUCCUCGCUGCUAUCACGGACAUCGACGCCGACGGGGACGCGCGCGUGUCGUGGGCGGAGUUCCGGGCGGCGGCGCUGGGCGAGGAGCCGGAACCGUCAGAGGAGGCCCCUCCGGACAUCGAGGCGUACCUGCGCGCGAUCUUCGACCGCGCCGAUGCGGACGGCUCGGGCGAGAUCUCGACGAGGGAGGCCAUCGAAGCGGUCCAGACUGAUGAGGAGUUCGCGGAGAUGAUGGGAUUUGACGGCGUUACGAAGAUCCAAAGUCCCGACGACAGGUCGGACCUCGAGUUCGCCAUCGCGAUGCUCGACGCUGAUGGGAAUGAGAAGGUCUCGUGGGGCGAGUUCCGGGAGGCCUUCCUCGGGCCGUUGACGGAGGAGCCCGAGGACCCGUUCGAAGAAUACCUGAACGACUACGAAGCGUAUCUAGCUGUGUGGAAAUCAACCAGUGUGCCGGGUGCACUAAGUCAUUUCUCGGCGAUGGCGUGGCCGCGCUGGCUCCGUCGAGCGGCGAGGAACCGGCGACGCCACGCCAUCGAGCAGGCGUCGCGUCGAUGGCGUGGAGGACGACGCGAUGAUUCAGCACGAACGCGCCGUAAAAUUUUGAUUUCCACACAGGUAUCUAGAAACAGUAUUUGACAGGGUCGACAAGAACAAGGACGGCACUUUGAGUUAUGCUGAAUUGGUCAGUGGCUUAAAGGACCCGGACUUCGCCGAGGAGGCGGGCUUCUACGGCUCCGGGAUGAGCCGAGGCGAGUUCGCGGCGGAGUUCUGUGAUGCAUUAGAUUGGGACGGAGAUCGGACCGUGGACUGGUUUGAAUUUAGGGAUGAGGCCAUGGGCAAGGCUUUGGAUCAGAUGCACGAAUUGCGGAUGGAGCAGGCGCUGCGCGAGGUGUUCGACAGAGUUGACGAGUCGGGGGAUGGUGCUAUUACUAUCGUGGAAGCAGUCAAAGCUCUAAGGGAGGAUGAGGACUUCGCCGAUGUCCUCGGGUUCUGGUCCACCCACAAAGCGAACCGGAAGGACGGCUCGAUGGAGUAUGUGGCGGAGCAGAUCCAAGCGAUGGACGUCAAUAAUGAUGGCGUCAUCUCGUGGGAGGAGUUCCGAGGCUGCGUCUUCGGCAUGGAACCUGUACUGGAAGUGGUGGAGGAGGAGCGGGCCGUGGGGAAUUGGUUGACUGUUGCUGAGGAUGUUGCAACGACGAAGGCUCGACGUUGUUCGCCUUUACAUAUGGCGGCCUGUACUGGUGCACAAAGAGUGAUGUCGUACUUAAUUGACCAAGGGGCCCCGGCCUACGGCGGGCGGCCGAACCCGAUUGCCCUUGCGGCUCUCAAAGGUUGUGCGCCCGAAGCCUGUGAGCUGUUGGAAUCCGCGUUGCCAGGCGGCGGCCGCGCACCUGAUCCUGAUUUAGGAGGGGAGGCUCCCGCGCAAGCCGCGGCGGCGCGCGGGUUUGCUGCUACCGCAUUAGCUUUAGGUGCCAAAGGGUUAACUGACCCGCAGGGCCGGACUUGUGCUCUCAUCGCGGCAAGGCGGGGCGAGGCGGGCUGCGUCGCCGUGCUACUGGAAAAUGGCUGCGACGCCGAUGGCAGUGCGACGCCGUCGUUAUUGGAGGGCGCCAUCGAUUCAAUAGAUGCGGACGUCGUGAAAGUCGCCGUCCAGCACGUUUCCGUGACGACGCAUGACGUGCUCCGGGCGGAAACAAUUCACGCCUUCUGGGCCGAGCGUUUGAUGUCUCUCGAGCGGGAUCAGAGGGACGGCUCGACGCCGCAGAUCGCGUCGGAUCUGUCCGCGGCAGCUUACAGAUUAGUGGCCGCCGCGUGCACGACGCCGAUCGGCGAGGACGCGCACGUUUACCACUGCUUCGCCGAGGGGCGGGUCCUCGCCGAGGAGCUCCUCGCCAAGGAGAAGGCUCGUUUAAGAGCCGAGGAGCGCAACCGCGCGGCGACGUCGAUCCAAAAACAAGCUAGGGGUCGCAAUCGUAGAAGAGCGAUGCGCGACGCGGCCGCGGGCAAGUCCAAGAAGGACAAGAAGUCCAAAAAGAAGAGGAAGGGGAAGAAGUAAGGAUUCCCGUAGUAUCCUAGCUCUUCCUGAGGCUCCCCCCGACGGGCC
Pelagomonas calceolata is the source of this 6715-nucleotide messenger RNA. Lineage: Eukaryota; Pelagophyceae; Pelagomonadales; Pelagomonadaceae. The record is from the annotation of a GenBank genome assembly.